GCUUGCGUUAUUAGCUGUAGCCUGUGUCGUUGUUUAUUUGACCUUUCACUUUUGAUCCAGUCAUAUAUUGAAGUUGCUUGGGGAAUUGUAAAAAUAAUAAUUUAGCUUAUUCUGCGAUAAAGCUCUUUGCAAUUACGUUUAUUUUAAAGAGUAUUCAUUUUGGUGAAAAAGCUUUUUGCACCGAGAGACAGUAUGGGGGUUACUUGUGUUUCCCAGAUGCCAGUCAUGGAAGGGAAGAACAUCCAACAGACAGUUGACAUUUUGGGAAAGCAGCUGGAACAGCUGGGAGCAGUGAAGCAGGGAACCUUUUCUGUAGACUGUGAGACAUACCACACUGCAACUGCAGCAGGAAUGGGAAACCAAGGUCAACCUAGCAAACUGAUGUACGUGAUGCAUAAUUCAGAGUAUCCUCUCAGCUGUUUUGCUCUCUUUGAAAAUGGACUCUGUUUGGUGUCUGAUGUCAAUUUUGAUGUUCUCAUGAUCAAAUUGAAAGGCUUUUUUCAGAAUGCCAAGGGCAACAAGAUGGAGACUCGUGGGACAAGGUACCAAUACUGUGACUUUCUUGUGAAAGUGGGGACUGUCACCAUGGGGCCUAGUGCCCGAGGAAUAUCUGUGGAGGUGGAUUAUAGCCCAUGUGUUGUAGCCAAUGAUUGUUGGAACCUGAUGAUGGAAUUUAUGCAAAGCUUCAUGGGUAACCACACUCCAGGGAUUCCUUCUGUGUUCAGCAACAAGCACGAUGGUGUCUAUACUCAGUCUGAUACUAUGGUACAGUAUAUGGAGCUAUUCACCAAGAUCCGCAAACAGCAGCCAGCCUCAAUUGGUGGCCUUCGAUAGGUCUGUGCUGGAUCUCUACUGUUAGAAAGUAUCUUUCGAUGGUAACACUUGCCUUCUAGAUCAAGUGGCUUGGAUUCUCUUAGGGUGCUUUGGUAUCCAUAGAAAGAGAGUAACUUAACUUAUUCAGGAGUUACAGACGUUGCCUUACAAGUGGGCAUUAUAUUUAUUUUCCAAGGAUGUUUUAGUGCCUUCAUCUAGUGUGUGUGUUUAAACCACGGAUUUUGCUUGUUAAAAUCACAGUAUAAGCACAUACAUAUGGACUAUAACAACUUCAGAGGUGUGUCCUUCUGUAAAUGUGGAGUUUAGAUAUCUUUUCCUUGCAUUUUUUUAUUGUCUAUAGCAUUUGUUGUGGAAAAAAAGUCGUACAUGAAUAAAGUUUUGUUAUAAUACCUA
Molecule: messenger RNA, 1227 nt
Organism: Protopterus annectens (West African lungfish)
Lineage: Eukaryota; Metazoa; Chordata; Ceratodontiformes; Protopteridae
Gene: MED20
Product: mediator complex subunit 20
Exons: 4
Coding region: 193-834 (213 amino acids)
Biological process (GO): regulation of transcription by RNA polymerase II
Cellular component (GO): mediator complex
Molecular function (GO): transcription coactivator activity
Source: RefSeq, a predicted model, not a curated record